Pungitius pungitius (ninespine stickleback) is the source of this 1669-nucleotide messenger RNA. It is a transcript of the gene mlc1, whose product is annotated as modulator of VRAC current 1. Gene Ontology annotation, cellular component: endoplasmic reticulum; cytoplasmic vesicle; plasma membrane. The transcript is spliced from 12 exons. Gene Ontology annotation, biological process: regulation of response to osmotic stress. NCBI's taxonomy places the organism in Eukaryota, Metazoa, Chordata, Actinopteri, Perciformes, Gasterosteidae. The record is from RefSeq and is a predicted model, not a curated record. The coding region runs from base 254 to 1483 and encodes 409 amino acids.
CCUGUAAAGAGAGAGAGAGAGAGAGAGAGAGGAGGGGAGUUUGGGUGAAAGAGAGUGUGGGUGAGAGGGGGAGAGAUGGGGUGCAGAAGGAGCUGCAGACAAAAACAAGCUGUCCUCUAUCUGGUGAUAUAAUCUCAUUUGCAGAAGGAUACCUCAAGCUGGACAAUACUUCAACAACAGAGGCUGUUUCCCUCCCCGGCGAUCCCCCAUCCCAUCAUCAAAGUUAAACCCCCCCCCCCCAGCUGUUUCGACGAUGCAGUGCGACGAGCUCUCAGCCAGAGAGGAGUUCACCUACAGCCACAUGCCCACGCUGGAGAGGGGCGGUGGGACGCUGGGGAGACGGGGAGACGGGGGGGGAGGGGAGAGGACAGCGGACAGGGGGGAGCGGUACAGGCCCGAGCGGGACAGCUUCACGGUGGACGUGAGGGCCAGUGACCUGCAGCUGGCCCAGCCGGAGCCUCUCAAGCACCCCUGCUUCAGCUACAGGGCCUGGCUCUACAGUGUCCUCAUAGGGGGCAGUCUGCUCAUCACAUCUGGGUUCUCUCUGUACCUGGGAAACAUGUUUCCUGUUGCCAUGGACUACCUACGCUGUGCUGCAGGCUCUGGCCUCCCCGCUGCGAUUGUCAGUUUUGCCAUCGCCAAGAACAGACAUGUUGCGGUAUCGGAUUUCCAGGUGGUCUACGUGUCAACGUUUGCGGUGACGACCACGUGCCUGGUUUGGUUCGGAUGUAAACUGGUGGUGAACCCUUCUGCUGUCAAUAUCAACUUCAACCUCAUCCUGAUGAUUUUGCUGGAGGUGUUGAUGGCCAGUACUGUCAUCCUGUCGGCCCGCUCCGCAGAGGACUGCUGCUGCCACAGGAAGCCGGUGACCUAUGACAGAUCGGUGGUUGUCGCGCCCGCAGUGUUCCCAACUCGACUCCUGAAAGCCUAUUCUGUAAUAGAAGUAAUUGUGGGCAUUUCUGCUGUAUUUGGAGGAAUUAUUGCUCUCAACAUGGACGCCUUGCUACCCGGCCCCUACUUGUCCGUCACAUUUUUCUGGAUCCUUGUUGCUUGUUUUCCAAGUGCUAUUGCGAGUCACGUUGUGUCAGAAUACCCCAACAGAUGUCUGGUGGAGGUGUUGAUUGCCAUCAGCAGUGUGACGUCUCCCCUGCUCUUUUCAGCCUCUGGCUUCCUUUCUUCCAGUGUCAUCAACUUCAUAGAGAUUUUCUUGCAUGAUGUGCCCACGGCCAAGCAAUCCUACGACAUCCUGCUGCUGAUACUGAUGAUGCUGUUACUGGUGCAGGCAAUUCUAACUGCAGCCACUGUGGUGCACUGUGCCUCCUACAAGAGCCAGCUCCGCAUGGGGGCUCCAGAGUACGAUGACCGCAUGCAAACCCCGGCCCAUUACUACGAGGUGAAGCGGCAGCAAGCAGCCAGUGGAACGCUGCGGGAUUUCGACAAAGACCGAGCCUGGAAGGCAGUUGUGGUGCAAAUGGCCCAGUGAACAGAACACGGGGAAGUUUGUUGUCCAAGUGGAAAUAAAACAUUGGAAGAAAGAAGAAGCAAUUGCAAUGUGUCCGGAGAUUAAGAGAAAGAAAUAAAUAACACCAAAAAAAAGAAUGAAAGAGAGUUUUUAAAGAUUAUUAUUAUUUUCAUUAAUAUGAUAAUGCUUUAAACAUUUUACACAUUU